Xyrauchen texanus (razorback sucker) is the source of this 1630-nucleotide messenger RNA. RefSeq names its product LIM domain transcription factor LMO4.1-like. Lineage: Eukaryota; Metazoa; Chordata; Actinopteri; Cypriniformes; Catostomidae. The transcript has 5 exons. The coding region runs from base 300 to 770 and encodes 156 amino acids. The record is from RefSeq and is a predicted model, not a curated record.
UCUGUCUUGAUGAACGUGCGUACGGAGUAAUUUAACGUCUACAGUAACGGUCUACGGUUGUGCUAAUUUACCAUUAUAGCCACACACUCUUUCCGUCUGCAGUGUCGCACCAACGGAACCAAUAAUCUCUAUAUUCAGAUCCGCAGUUCGAUCAGCAUCAAGCAAAGCGGCGUUAAUUAAACUGUGUUGCAGCUUCACUUAUAAUGUGGGCGUGGAGGCGAGCGGUGUAAAGAGGAGGAUAACUGGAACUUUAUCAAGUCUAAACGCACUCGAGUCUGGAAGUUCUUCAAUCCGCGACUAUGGUGAACAGCCAGGUUACAGGUGGAGCGUGUGUGUCCAGAUCGUGCGCGGGCUGUGGGGGUCGUAUCGCUGACCGAUUCCUGCUCUUCUCCAUGGAGCGCUACUGGCACACGCGCUGCCUCAAGUGCUCGUGCUGUCAAGCUCAGCUGGGAGAGAUUGGAACCACCUGCUACAGCAAAGGAGGCAUGAUCCUUUGCAGAACAGACUACAUCAGGUUGUUUGGGCACACAGGGGCUUGCAGUGCAUGUGGUCAGUCCAUUCCUGCCAGUGAAAUGGUCAUGCGGGCACAGGGCAAUGUCUACCACCUCAAGUGCUUCUCCUGUGCAACGUGCAGAAACCAGUUGGUCCCCGGUGACCGUUUCCACUAUGUAAACGGCACCAUAUUUUGUGAACACGACCGACCAGGAGCCACACUCUUCAGUACACACCUGCAGAGUAACCAAAUGCUACCCAACCAGAAAGUUUGCUGAAGGGCCCCUCAUCUCCUUCGUCCCUUCCUUGUCCUCUCUCUAUUUACGUCCCCCUCAGAGGCCCUACAGUGUCCCGCUCAUCACAGCUCCUUCAGCAAACACUCCUGCUCUGAUGCACUUCCGUUUUUACAACUUACAUUUACAGACCUGAAUUUAAAGCUUCUGCAUAGCCUGAUAUACUUUGAAAGAGAGUGAGUUUGUGCUGUGAGCAUGAUGGAUAUAUAUCAGCUUUCAUAUCAAACUCUUCUUGGCCAGCCUGGUGUUAAAUGUGGUGGACUCUGCAGUAUCUCUCCUGAUGAUGACAUACAUUGUGGCAUUUUUUAUCGCCUCACCCCCGAAAACAGAAGUAACACAUCUAUUCUCUCACAGCAUAUCCUGCCUCUCUCACAUCUAACCUCAUAGAUCUGUUCUGCAUUGUAAAGUCAACAUGAAAUGGUAUUCACAACACACUAUUAUUUUUGUAAUUGGAGUAUAACAUGAUAUUCCUGGGAAUUCCUUUGGGAACUGAUUGGAUUGCAAAAAAGUUGAAAAAGUAAGAGGGAUUUGUGAAAAAAAAAACACUUUUAAUGGGGACUUCAAUAGUGGGCGCUGAUGAAUUGCACAAUAAAGACUAGAAACGUGCAUAAAAAUAGGUAUAGUAGGCAUAGUAAAUAGGUGAUUUCAUGUUGACUAUAAGUCAAAAUGUCUCAAUUAAAAAUAUGUAAUUACUGAAAAUUGUUUUGUACAUAUUUUGGACAUGGUUCAGGCUGUAGAACUGUAAAUAUAUGUUUUUAUACCAGUAAUCUCUGUGAUGGUUGAAUUAUAUGCUCAACAUGUGAUGUCUAUUUAAAGUGUAAGUAUCCAAUAAAUGGAAACAACAA